Messenger RNA from Panicum virgatum (switchgrass), 1232 nucleotides. RefSeq names its product dnaJ-like protein MG002 homolog. NCBI's taxonomy places the organism in Eukaryota, Viridiplantae, Streptophyta, Magnoliopsida, Poales, Poaceae. Bases 110 to 925 code for a protein of 271 amino acids. The transcript has 5 exons. The record is from RefSeq and is a predicted model, not a curated record.
UUUCCCUCCAUUCCACCACAAACCCGCGGACCUCCGGCCUCGCCUCCGCGGCUCCGCGCCCCUUCCUCCUCCACGCCCUAACCCUAAGCUACCCCCCUCGUCGCCGGCGAUGAGCAGCCUCCGAGCCAUCUCCUCCCUCCUCUACAUCUAUUCCUCAUCCGCCGCCGCAGGGCGAGGCGCCUGGCAGCUGGGGUUCGCACCGGCGCUCGGCGGGAGCUUCCGGAUCCCGUCGAGUUCGGGGCCGCCCGCGUUCGUGCUCGAUGAGGUCGCGAGGGCGGCCGGCGGGGCGCGGAGGAGGGCAUCCACGCGCGCGGCAAGCUGGGAUUCGGAGAAGUCGCCGUACGAGACGCUUGAGUUGGGCAGGGAUGCAGACGAGGAGACCAUAAAGACAGCAUACAGAAAAUUGGCUAAGUUCUAUCACCCUGAUGUUUAUGAUGGCAAGGGAACCCUUGAGGAAGGGGAAACUGCUGAAGCCCGUUUCAUCAAAAUCCAAGCAGCAUAUGAGCUGUUGAUUGAUAAUGAAAGGAGAAAGGCAUAUGAUAGUGAGCAUCAUGUGAAUCCAAUGAAGGCUUCUCAGGCAUGGAUGGAGUGGGUAAUGAAGAAGCGAAAAGCUUUCGACCAACGUGGUGACAUGGCUGUGGCUGCCUGGGCUGAGCAGCAGCAACGCGAAAUGACACUACGGGCACGGCGUCUCUCACGCUCAAAGGUUGAUCCUGAAGAGGAAAGGAAGCUAUUUGCAAAGGAAAAGAAGACAUCUAUGGAAUUCUACAGCACAACUCUGAAGAGACAUACCCUUGUCUUGCGGAAGAGGGAUAUUAUGCGCAAGAAGGCGGAGGAAGACAGGAACAAGAUCAGUAGACUUCUAGCGGCGGAAGGGCUUGAGCUGGAUACAGAUGAAGAUGAAGACAAAACCUUUUUAGGGUAACACUUUUGAUACUUACCCCUGAUUUAUUGCUGUCCUCCAUUCCAUCAACAGUUGAAGAUCCAGUCACAAUGAUACACAAGGCAGAAGAAUUGGCCUCAUGGGAAACCCUAAAGCCUGGAGAUUUACAUGGAGAAAUGUUGUAUCAGAAUAUAACCCUCUCGGUGCGAAGUUUAGUAUUUACGUGGGGAAUAGUAACAUCCACCGGACGCUAGAGCUGUAGUAGGGCUGUACAAGCAAACUCUUGUAAAUGCAAACUAUCUUGAAAUGUAAACUUCAUGGGAUGGAUUGAAAUCAUCUGUUGAUGAGU